UUAACAUUCAACAAAGGAGGUAGAAGCAGCUAUUUGGCUAAAAGAGCCAAUAUGCAAAAAAGAUUCAAUCAAAACUCAGUUACAAAAAUAUAGAAAAUUAUACUCUUUUUUCCUCCCUCACUUUUUUACAUCAGUUUAUAGCGGUAUAACUUGAAAUGACAUACAUGGAAACAAAAUUAUACAUUAAAAAUGGAAAAUGGAAACUACACAACUGAUUUGUCACUAGAGGAAAUGACAACAGCGCAGCACAAGCUUAGAAAUAUCUGUCACUUUAUCUGCGAUCAGACCCCAGGAGGAUGGCUUCUUUAAAAUGCCCUCUACUUUAUGUGUUGCUUUGUUUUCAAGCUGUUCAAACUGAAGCCUCCUCUUGGACAGCUACGGUCCCUUCCUCAGUUAAAGGUCUCCUUGGAUCCUGUGUGGUGAUCCCCUGUACAUUUGACUACCCAGAUCCAGGGAGGACUCUCACUGGAUUGACAGGGAUGUGGAACAAUGGGGCAUACCAGCUCAUCAAUCACCCGGUUCAGUCUAAAGUCAUUGAGCAGUAUCGGGGCCGAACGGAGCUGCUGGGAGACGUCAGACAAAAGAACUGUUCUCUGAAGAUUGACCCCAUCCAACAAAGUGACCAGGGACCUUUUAAUUUCAGGAUUGAAAUGGCCGACUAUGAAAAAUAUUCUUACAGCGCCAACUCUGUUUCCAUUGCAAUGAUAAGUGAACCAGAUCAAAUCAUUUUCUCUGUGAAAAACGAGUUAAAGGAGGGUGAAACUGUGUCUGCCUCCUGCUCUGUGUCUCACUCCUGCCCUGCUUCUCCUCCUGUCUUCAACUGGAGUCACUCAGGAGAGAACGUUUUCCAACAGCAGCAGCUCGAUGCUGGCCAGUGGAAAGCAACUUCUACUCUGACCUUUAACCCUACACACGUUGAUCAUGAGAAGAAUUUACAAUGCUCCGUGAGAUACAAGGGAGGGAAGCACCAGACCACAUCCAAGAAGCUCAACGUGAAAUAUGCCCCGGUGAAUGUGAAGGUUGAGUACAAGUCAAAAGUUAAGGAGGGGGAAUCUGUGCAGAUGAAAUGCUCCAGUGAUGCUAACCCCCCAGCCAGCUAUGAGUGGCAUAAUGAAACUGGUGCUCAGCUGUUUCAAGGGAAGGUCUACACGCUGCACAAUGCCUCCAGACAUACAGGAGCUCUCUACUGUACUGCCAUUAAUACAAUAGCACGAAGCAAGUCAAGCCCUGUGCAGCUCAAUGUGUUACAUGCCCCGGUGAAUGUGAAGGUUGAGUACAAGUCAAAAGUUAAGGAGGGGGAAUCUGUGCAGAUGAAAUGCUCCAGUGAUGCUAACCCCCCAGCCAGCUAUGAGUGGCAUAAUGAAACUGGUGCUCAGCUGUUUCAAGGGAAGGUCUACACACUGCACAAUGCCUCCAGACAUACAGGAGCUCUCUACUGUACUGCCAUUAAUACAAUAGCACGAAGCAAGUCAAGCCCUGUGCAGCUCAAUGUGUUACAUGCCCCUGAGAUUAAGACCAUGUCUUCCUGCUACGCAGAGGCAGACAUGGUAAAGUGCGUGUGCAUUGCGGAGUCAAGUCCUGCGAGCACGGUUCACUUUGUGCUCUCUGACAAAGUCGUGCCAAAAGCAAAGAUAGAGAAACACGGCCUUGUUACCAUCGGUACUCUACAGGUAGAGUUUGGAUCCUCUGGGUUUGUCCGCUGUUUGGCAAACAACACGCAGGGCAGCGCAGACCUCACACUCUAUUUCCCGGUUAACAGUAAAAUGCAGAAUAUUUACAUUUCUAUAGCCAUUGGAGCAGGAGGGAUUCUGGUGAUACUUUUGAUAGCAGUGGGGGUGAAAAAAUGCAGGGGGAGGUCUGUAGAUGCAGCAACAACUCCUUUGAGCACCAUGAAGGCGGACAAAGAUGUGGAGCACCCUCAGUAUGCUACAGCAACUACAAAGAGAAUAGAGAAGACCGAUGAUGAUGACGAUUGCCUAGGUGGUGUUUAUGCCAAUGAACCUGUUUAUGGUAACAUGGAGACCGACCAGGAUGACGCAAUAUACGCCAAUAUGUAACAGGAACAAGAACACCGAAUUCAAUGGAAGACCAGCUUCAGUUGCAAUGUGUGUUUUCUAUCUGAUGGUGGGUGAAGAAACUUGUGGAGGUUGUUGAUAUACUCCUUUUUGUAUAGGUUAUCUAAUCAUUAUCAUCAGUCUAAUUUAUAGAUGAGAAAAUAGUUGUUCAUGAUGUUCAGUUGUUAAUGCACUUGUGUUUUCAGUUUUUGCUCCUCUCGAACACAUCUUACAUGUCUUGUACGUUUUGUGACAACCAUCAUUAAAUUGUUAUAUUUUACUUUAAAA
This is a messenger RNA of Labrus mixtus (cuckoo wrasse), 2342 nucleotides long. Its product is annotated as sialoadhesin. The record is from RefSeq and is a predicted model, not a curated record. Bases 297 to 2057 code for a protein of 586 amino acids. NCBI's taxonomy places the organism in Eukaryota, Metazoa, Chordata, Actinopteri, Labriformes, Labridae. The transcript has 10 exons.